This is a messenger RNA of Amblyraja radiata (thorny skate), 2313 nucleotides long. RefSeq names its product FK506-binding protein-like. The record is from RefSeq and is a predicted model, not a curated record. The coding region runs from base 129 to 1061 and encodes 310 amino acids. The transcript has a single exon. NCBI's taxonomy places the organism in Eukaryota, Metazoa, Chordata, Chondrichthyes, Rajiformes, Rajidae. Gene Ontology annotation, molecular function: protein binding; peptidyl-prolyl cis-trans isomerase activity.
UUUAAAACAACUUUGCAGAAUCUGUACUUACUGUUCCAAACGUUUUCACUUAGACAGCCGCCGCUGGGAGAUUCGUGCCACCAAAAACGUCACCGCGUGAUGGCCACGGUCGCCCAGUCUGACGGACAAUGGCAAUGAGCGACUCGUGUGAGGCUCUGACAGUUACAAAUAACCGCGAUGGGCAAGAUCAAGCGAGAGAUCUGUCGGAUACGAGGACUCUUCCGAACCCGAUCACCUGGCCGUGCCCAGAUGGUUCCUUUGUAAAGAAGAUUUUACAGGUUGGUAGCGGGCUAGAUAGACCCAAAGAAGGAUCCCGGUGCCGUGUAUGUGUUGAGGUGGAACCCACAAGCAGUUUUGACUCGAGUCAUUUUCCGAUUGGGAUUAAUCAGCCGGUGGACAUAGUUCUUGGGGAGAGCGAUACAUGGUUUGCAGAAGUGGUUGAUAAAUGCGUCGAGUCCAUGCUGCAGGGAGAGCGUGGUGAAGUGCUGCUGGCUCCAGGUUUGACGGAGGCAGGAGCUGACCUGGCCGCCGGGCUGAGCUUCACCGUGACCCUGGAAGAGUUCACCAUGCACAAGGACUCGUGGGCGAUGACAUUCAAUGAAAAGUGGCUCUCCGCCAUGCACCACAAAGCCAGAGGCACGGAGCAUUUUAAAAACGGGAACCUCUUUGGAGCCACGCGCCGCUACGCAAAGUCGCUGAGGCUGCUGGUGUCGGUGAAGUACGAGGUCCCCCUGGAGAGAGGGGAUGAGUACAACAAGGCCCGCUGCGCACUCUACUCCAACCUGGCCGCCUGCCAGUUGAAGCAGAACCAGCACACAAACGUCAUCCAGAACUGCUCGAAGGCGCUGGAGAUCGAGCCCAACUCGGUCAAGUGCCUGUACCGCCGGGGCCAGGCAUACGCCUCCAUCAACGAGGUGGACAAGGCCAAGAGGGAUUUGCAGAGGGUGCUGAAGCUGGAGCCGGGCAGCACUGCUGCCGCACAGCAACUCCGAACCCUCACUCAGCAAGCCCGAGCUGACAAUGACAAGCUGGGCAAAGCAAUGAGUAAGCUAUUCAGCUAGGGCUGACCACACUGACUGAUUUACACCAACUAUCUAUUUGUUGAAACUAGUCUUAUUUAAGAAAUAAUUCCUGAAUACAGGACAACUUGACGUUUUUGGAUCGGAUUGUAUGUGUUUACAAAGGAUGUUGGAACACACGAAGUGUUGGAAUAGCACAGCAUCCCAGGAGGACAUGGAUACGUGGUGUUUCGGGCAGGACCCCUUCUUCAGUCUGAAGACAUGUCCCAACCAGAAACAUCGCCGAUCCAUAUCCUCCUAGCGCGCUGAGUUACUCCUGCACUUUAUGUCAUGCAGAUUCCAGCAUCUGCAGUUCUUCGUGCCUCAAUGUUUCUGUAUUGUUGUACACUUUGUGGUCAUAGCCACGGUAAAGUUGCUUUGCACGAAAUUCCUCAGCUCAUUCCGUAAUGUUUGUUGAUAAAUUUUGCUGGGAAUUUGUUCGUUAUCCCGAUGGUCUUAAAAGUAAAGCAACUGGCUGAUCUCCUGAGGUUUCGAUUGGAGAUAGGGUGGGGCUUGAAACACUGUGACAAGAUUUAGCUGCUAACUGGAAUUGUCAUCCAUUGCUCCAAUGACUAUAUAGUGGUCUGGUUAAUCUCUGAGACGAUGCUGGGUUUAACUGGUGUUUACAUAUUGCUUGUCUUAUUACAAAUUUCUGCCUUGCUUAUUUGGACAAUCGUGAUGUGUCGUGUACAACCAAACUUAAAUAAACUUCCAGAUUUCCUGUGAAACUACCUUGUGAAGUUGGAUGUAUUUGCAAAGACUGUCAUCUCUGUAGAACAUAUGUCAUUGCUAAAAUGUUAUGUCACACUUACAACAUUGUAAGGCCUUAAUUUUAACUCUAGUCUGAUUUCCGGUGCUUUGCUUUUGUACAUUGACUGAAUUCAUGGAGUAAUUUACUUGUUAGGCUGGAGAGACGUUUGGCGAGAAUGUGCUUUGACCUGCUGUUUAAUAGCACAAAGUGCAAAUGUUGAAUGGUGGAUGUAUUCAGGAAUGUAAGCAGCAUUUUGUGGAAAGCAAAACAGGUUCUGACCUUCCAUCAGAACUGGGCAACGUUGAAAGAAACAUCAAAUAUGUUUUAAAUAUCUGAGAUUGGGGAGUUGUGGAGAGAACGACGUGAAUGUUUGUCACAGGGUAGAGACCUGAAUGACACAAGUGUUGGCUGGCUGAUUGGAAGCCUGAAAUCCAUGUUAGCAAUGUGAAAAAAAUGUUUGAGUUUGUAUUAAAGUCGCAAAUAAAACUGUAUAGUCUUAAGAAA